AUGGCUUCCAAAGCACUUUGCAUAAUCGCGAGCAUGCUUCUGGUUGCAAAUGCGCAAUCACAAUCUUUGCUGACUGUGACUAAUCCUCGCGCUAGUGAUCGCCAUAGCGCUUGGUGGGAAUUAUGGGAGUCAUUGUGGUGGUGUCAAAGUCGAUCUCAAAAAGGAUCUGAACAAUUGCGGAUCUUGCGUGCGCUAGUGGUCAGGCCUGCAAAAAUGGAAAUUGUGUUUGCCCAAAAGGUCAAACACUGUGUAGCGAUACCUGCGUUGACAUCAAAUGUGACCCACAAAACUGCGGAUCCUUGCGUUGAUGGUGAGAUCUGCGAAUCUGGUCAAUGUAUGUGCCCCAAAAAUCAAACUCUAUGCGAUAAUACCUGUGUUGACACUAACACUGACAAUCAAAACUGUGGAUCUUGUGGCACUCCUUGCACUAAUGGUAUCUGCGAAUCUGGUCAAUGUAUGUGCCCCCAAAAUCAAACUCUAUGCAAUAAUACCUGUAUUGACACUAACACUGACACUCAAAACUGCGGAUCUUGUGGCACUCCUUGCGCUAAUGGUGAGAUCUGCGAAUCUGGUCAAUGUAUGUGCCCCAAAAAUCAAACUCUAUGCGAUAAUACCUGUAUUGACACUAACACCGACAAUCAAAACUGCGGAUCUUGUAACACCACUUGCUUUACACCUCAAGAGAACUGUCAAACAGGAACAUGUACAUGUUCACCUGAUAUAGUUUGUGUAUCAACAUUACCGGUAGGUUGCAAUUCUAAUUUCGACUGUGCUUGCUUUUCGACUACGGAACAUACAAGCAUCUGUGCCGUAGAUGUAGUUUGUCCAUCUUCAUCAGAAUGCAACACUUCAGCUGAUUGUCCUAGUGGUUCCAAAUGCUCUGCUACUACCUGUUGUACUUCCCUCUUUGGUGUUAAUGUUUGUCUACCUCCUUGUGGAUCUCCAUUAUUGGUGGCAUCGAUAGCUGCAAAUGGGUAUACCUGCAGUGGAUAUAGAAAAUAG
Cetraspora pellucida is the source of this 1002-nucleotide messenger RNA. Lineage: Eukaryota; Fungi; Glomeromycota; Glomeromycetes; Diversisporales; Gigasporaceae. The record is from the annotation of a GenBank genome assembly.